Baudoinia panamericana UAMH 10762 is the source of this 749-nucleotide messenger RNA. RefSeq lists its product as uncharacterized. Bases 284 to 736 code for a protein of 150 amino acids. The record is from RefSeq and is a predicted model, not a curated record. The transcript has 2 exons. NCBI's taxonomy places the organism in Eukaryota, Fungi, Ascomycota, Dothideomycetes, Mycosphaerellales, Teratosphaeriaceae.
GUAGACCGACAGGGAUUGGGUCUAGAGCGUCUUCGAGAGUCGGAAGGAAGGAUAUCCUGUACCAGGUAGGGGCCAGAGGGUACGAGAAGUAGCCGUGAUAGUACGUGAGAUGAGGGCUGAAAGAAAGGAAACGAACACAAGAACGGAAUCUACUAUGUACAUCUGCACGCAUCGAGUCUCUCCGCUCUAUUGGACUGCCACAUUGCUUUAGGAGGGUAGCGGCAAGACCAACUGCUCCGGCUAUCGGAAGGAUGCAUUGGCGGUGCGCGUGCAGUCGACAGGAAUGAACCGCUGCAGCUUCAAGGAAUGUGACUUGCAGACUGCCUCUAUGCUGAUGGUGUCCAUAUUUGCGUCUGACCUAUCAGGCGUGGCUGCCGGUGACGAGUACAUGAUGAGGUAUGUGGCAAUAAAAAAGCCGCGAACAGGCCUGCGCUACGAGGGAAUCAGUCUUCGGUAUCGCAUAACACGGCACCACCCCAUCAUGGCCACGGGGAUGCCUGAAUGUCAAGUGACGGGACCGGUUGUGUGCAGCUGGGGGCAUCACACUCUUCCGUACGGUGAAUAUGCUCCACCCCAACUUAGACAUUGUGUCAGUGUUCAAGCUCUACGUCGCUGUAGCUCAUGCAACAGGCCUCGACGCGGAUGCGUAGCUUGGCUUCGCAAGGUGUUGCCGGAUAGAGCUUAUCUGCGCUGUCUUCAUGUCCUUACGAUGAAUCAGCGUGCGCGAGACGGAUAAUACUCGGCUUACU